AUGGCCAAAGUAAAAGGCCGCGCCGAGCAGUUCCAGGAUCCAGACGAGGCCAUCAUCAAAGACCACGACCCGGAAGCCAAUGGCAGCAGUAGCGAGGACAGCGAAGACGAGAAUCUGGGCACGGAGCACUAUGUUCGCGUGGGAAAGAGCAAAUUGAGACAGAAAGAAAGCGUUUCACUCGGCCCUGAAUACAGGGGCUCUCGGGUUAGCCGAUCUGCAUUGGAUAACGAGACCGAGGAUGACGAAGACGCAGAGGAGAGUGAGGACAAUGAUGAUGAUGAAGACGACUACGACGAUCCUGAUGUCGCCGACCUGGAAGCCGACGAGGCCGAGUCCAACGACUCGGAGAUUGACAGCGACAACGCUCUAGGCGAGUCGGAUGCCGAACGGUUCAAAGACUACUCUUUUCGUGGGAGUGCCAAGCCUGCGAAACCCAAGGGAAGGGGCAAGAGGGCUACUGCAGCAGAUUUCAUGUCUGUUGAUGACGAGAACCGUGAAUCUGACAGAGAUGAAGAUAUGGAUGAUGGACUUGAUGCGCUGGUGAAUGGUGGAGACGACUCUGAAGAAGUGGACGAUGAGGACGAAGAGGACAGUGAGGAGGAUGAUGGUGAUGAUGAUGAUGAUGAAGAGGACGAGGAGGAUGACGAGGACGGCGAUGAUGACGAAACUGAAGAAGAGGAAACGUCCGGGAAGAAAAUUGCGGCCAGACCCCACCUAUCUGCUCUGUCCAACCGAGCUGAUAUCGACAAAGGUGUUGCUAUCCAGAAGCAGCGCAAGAUUUACGAUGGUUUACUCAAUCUACGCAUUCGGUUACAGAAAGCACUCGUUGCCGCCAAUUCAUUCCCCACGGUGGAGGCGGGCACUGAUGCCGAGUCUGAGCCAUACGAAGCUGCUGAAGAGGCUGCCAUCAAGCUGCUGAACACCAUUAGCAGCUUGCGUGAAAGCAUCAAAGCGCCAACUAAAACCGGCGAGAAGCGGAAGCGCGAUUUUGUUGCAUCAAUGUCAAACGACGACAUUUGGGAACAGCUACAAGACGAAGACAAGGACGCGACUGGCUUUCGUCAAGAACGAUUGGAGAAGUGGUCCAAAAAAGUCCAAAGUGUCAACAUGGCAAGACCGAGUGGAAUUAGCGAAAAGAACAAGACCCUCAUUAGUGCCCUCCAGGAGCAGUUAAUAGUCCCCAACAACAGGCUGGUCAAACGGACACGAGUCCCUCGAUCAUGUGCCCCUGCGCAGCUCGCCAAGAAAGUCGCCACUGACGAGUAUGUCUACGAUGACGCUGACUUCUACCAGCUUCUCCUGAAGGAACUGGUUGACCAGCGAACUGUAGAAGGAGUCGCAGACUACGCUACUGCUGUGCCGACGGUAAUGGUGACAGCGACAAAGGAAGCCAAGGUGCGCAAGCAAGUAGAUCGCAAGGCUAGCAAGGGACGGAAGAUGAGAUUCACGGUGCAUGAGAAAUUGCAAAACUUUAUGGCGCCAGAGGACAGGAGAGGCUGGGAACAGGAGGCGAUUGACCGUUUCUUUGGAACACUGUUUGGGCGCAAGUUGGAGCUGAACGAGGAUGAGAGCGACCAUGAAGAGAUGGAGGGUGUGGAUAUUGAAGAGGAAGGACUGAAGUUGUUUAGAAAUUGA
This is a messenger RNA of Metarhizium brunneum ARSEF 3297, 1635 nucleotides long. RefSeq names its product Protein BFR2 (gene BFR2). Gene Ontology annotation, cellular component: nucleolus; nucleus. Gene Ontology annotation, biological process: maturation of SSU-rRNA from tricistronic rRNA transcript (SSU-rRNA, 5.8S rRNA, LSU-rRNA). Lineage: Eukaryota; Fungi; Ascomycota; Sordariomycetes; Hypocreales; Clavicipitaceae. The record is from RefSeq and is a predicted model, not a curated record.